This is a messenger RNA of Eptesicus fuscus (big brown bat), 951 nucleotides long. RefSeq names its product olfactory receptor 1440. Gene Ontology annotation, biological process: G protein-coupled receptor signaling pathway; sensory perception of smell. Gene Ontology annotation, cellular component: membrane. Lineage: Eukaryota; Metazoa; Chordata; Mammalia; Chiroptera; Vespertilionidae. The transcript has a single exon. The record is from RefSeq and is a predicted model, not a curated record. Gene Ontology annotation, molecular function: odorant binding; olfactory receptor activity; G protein-coupled receptor activity. The coding region runs from base 7 to 951 and encodes 314 amino acids.
AAUGCAAUGACUGGGAGAAGCAACAGUACAAUGAUUACGAAGUUCAUUCUCUUGGGAUUCUCUGAAUUUCCAAAGCUCACCAUUGUCCUCUUUUCAAUAUUCCUAGGGAUUUACCUGGUGACAGUGUCCUGGAAUGUGGGCCUCAUCACUCUUAUCAGGACUGACUCCAAUCUGCACACACCUAUGUACUUUUUCCUCAGUUACCUGUCUUUGUUGGACAUCUGCUAUGUUUCUACUACUGCCCCCAAGAUGCUUUCAGACUUCUUCAAGAAGCACAAAUUCAUCUCCUUUAUGGGGUGCACCAUGCAAUACUUCUUCUUCUCUGGCCUGGGUCUGACUGAAUGCUGUCUCCUGACAGCCAUGGCUUAUGACAGGUAUGCUGCCAUUUGUAAUCCUCUGCUUUACACAGCCAUCAUGUCCCCCACCCUCUGUGUGCAGAUGGUGGCAGCAUCUUGUGUUACUGGUUUCUUUGGCUCAUUUAUCCAACUGUGUGCCUUACUUCAGCUGCAUUUCUGUGGGCCAAACAUUAUCAACCAUUUCUUUUGUGACUUGCCCCAACUGCUAAUCCUAUCCUGCUCUGACACAUUUUUUUUUCAAGUCAUGCUGUCUGUGAUCACAAUAAUCUUUGGGGUCUCAUCUGCCCUUAUUAUUAUGAUAUCCUAUGGUUAUAUCAUUGCCACUAUUCUGAAGAUCACUUCAGCUGAAGGCAGGGCCAAAGCCUUCAGCACCUGUGCUUCUCACCUGACUGCAGUGACCCUCUUCUUUGGCUCAGGUAUCUUUGUUUAUCUGUAUCCUAAUUCUGACGAUUCUCUGAGCCAAAACAAGUUGGCAUCAGUAUUAUACACUGUUGUAAUCCCUAUGCUAAAUCCAUUGAUCUAUAGCCUGAGGAACAAGGAAAUCAAAGAUGCCCUAAACAGAUGGAAGAAGAGAAUCUUCUUCUGGUGUUACUAG